AUGGAUCUGCUGUCUCUAGAACUGAAUAUCUGCAACAGCUCUGAACCUGAAGUCCCUCUGACUUCCACCAAGUGGCCAUGACUGCAGAGCAUUUCUUAUACCAGCAUCAUCAUGCCCUCUGUGUUUGGCAUCAUCUGUCUCUUUGGCAUUGCUGGCAACUCUAUGGUCAUCUUUACAGUGGUGAAGAAAUCCAAGUUCCAUGGGUGCCACAAUGUCCCAGACAUCUUCAUCAUCAAUCUCUCGGUAGUGGACCUCCUUUUCCUCUUGGGCAUGCCAUUCAUGAUCCACCAACUCAUGGGCAAUGGAAUCUGGCACUUUGGUGAGACCAUGUGCGCACUCAUCACUGCCAUGGAUGCCAACAGCCAGUUCACCAGCACUUAUAUUCUUACUGCUAUGUCCAUAGACCGAUAUUUGGCCACGGUUCACCCCAUUUCCUCUUCAAGAUUCAGGAAGCCCUUUGUCACUACCUUGGUGAUCUGCCUCCUCUGGGGAUUCUCAUUCAUCAGCAUUACUCCAGUAUGGCUCUAUGCCAGGCUCAUUCCAUUCCCUGGUGCUACUGUGGGCUGUGGCAUCUGCCUCCCCAAUCCAGAGACUGACCGGUACUGGUUCACUUUGUACCAAUUCUUCCUGGCCUUCGCUCUUCCCUUUGUAGUUAUUGUUGCCGCAUAUGCACAGAUACUUCGACACAUGAAGUUCUCUGUAGCCCCGGCUAGCCAAUGCAGUGUCCGGCUGAGGUUGAGAAGAGUGAGACAGAUUGCCAUUGCUAUAUGCCUGGUCUUCUUUAUCUGUUGGUCACCAUAUCACUUGCUACAGUUGAUACAGCUGUCUAUCAGUCACCCAAGUCUUAUCUUCUAUUACACAUAUAAUGCAGCCAUCAGCCUAGGCUAUGCGAACAGUUGCCUCAACCCCUUUGUGUACAUUGGGCUGUGUGAAACUUUUCGCAAAUACCCGGUUCUCUCUGUCACUCCAAUGGCACAGGAGUAGCACAAGUUCAUUCUGCCAUUACCAGAUAGCUGAUACCUGACCUAAAAGGGAUAGAGAAUAUGGGGAUGGGCACCUUAAGUCCAGAAAGACUUUGAACAGCUAGAGAAUAUUCCAAGAACACCAACAACAAAAAGAUGAAGAGCUUGAUGCACAAGAAAAGAUUAAAAUAAUUAAAUAUAAAACUUGAUUGAACAACAACUACAGAGGGGAAGAGGAUGACUACCUAGAAAAUUGAAGGAUGUAAACACCAUGGAA
Messenger RNA from Trachemys scripta elegans, 1239 nucleotides. It is a transcript of the gene MCHR1, whose product is annotated as melanin concentrating hormone receptor 1. Gene Ontology annotation, cellular component: neuron projection; membrane. Lineage: Eukaryota; Metazoa; Chordata; Testudines; Emydidae. Gene Ontology annotation, biological process: neuropeptide signaling pathway. Gene Ontology annotation, molecular function: neuropeptide binding; melanin-concentrating hormone receptor activity. The transcript has 2 exons. The record is from RefSeq and is a predicted model, not a curated record.